Leptomonas pyrrhocoris is the source of this 2014-nucleotide messenger RNA. RefSeq lists its product as hypothetical. The record is from RefSeq and is a predicted model, not a curated record. NCBI's taxonomy places the organism in Eukaryota, Euglenozoa, Kinetoplastea, Trypanosomatida, Trypanosomatidae. Bases 62 to 2014 code for a protein of 650 amino acids. The transcript has a single exon.
AGGACCGACCGUACCACUUUUCCCCACCACCAAAGGAACAAGAGAACUGGUAGUGGUAGUCAUGUACGCGUCUCGUGUUUGCUGUCUCUAUCGACAGACGAGUGUUUGCGGGCAGCAGGCGUCGCUCAGCCACACAAGCCUUGUGCGGCUGAUGAAGCACACGGCAAAGCACGCGAACCGAAUACAGCUGCCCGAACUGUACAAGCUGGGUAUUCUUCUCAAAGAUCCUAACGACAUUCUCGGCCUCCAUCGGGACGGUGAACUGAUGGGCGCUUUGCUGAAGCGCUAUCACGACGUACGAGCAGGUGCCACGCCGUUUCAAGUGUCGUUGCUGGACGCUGUGCUAACGUCUAGCACUCUCCCCUCUUCGUCAUGCUCUGUUUCUGAACUCGCUGGUGGCACAACAGAUAUGAGCAGGGACGGCAAUGCGGCCACCGCUGCUUCAUCAACGCUGUCUUCGCCGGUUACUGCGCAGGAUUAUUACAGGGCGAUAAUGGAUCUGGAACGAGAGGUGGAAGAAGAACACGGUCGUGCUAACGCACGGGAAGCACGUCAGACGGCAAAAAAGGAACGCUUGAAUCAAAAUCGAUACAGCAGCAGUUCGCAUUCGAACGAUAGAAGAGGGAGGCGGGAAGGACGACCAAAGACUAAAGGAGGCGGCGGAGAAAACUCUUCGACGCGAAGCGGCUUCACGAAGCAAGAAGUCCCCUCUUCUAACUCGUCCAACGUGCCAAGCCUUGGCGAAACACUCGGUAGCACGCGUGCGGAAAACUUGGAAAGGUAUCUCAGCGCACUAGAACCCGUGCUACGCCAGCUUUCUCCCACGGAGACCACCCGACUCAUUAGGGUUCUGGCGAAGCUGAACUACACCAACUACGAGCACACCGUUCUCCUCACUCGUCGUGGGUGCGAGGUGGCGAACCACCUCCAGCGACACGACCUCUGCACUCUCUAUUAUAACCUGCACAGGCUAUACACCCGGGACUCACUUGUUGCAGUUGUGAACCGCAUCUUAGAACACGUGCAGGAGCUCACCGCGGAGGAGGUGUAUUUGCUCUGCCAGUCGGUGGAGCGGCAAGAGAGCACGUCCACCGCCUCGCAACGUCUGCUCACGCCGUUGGUUGCACAAGCGGUGAAGAAGCUACCGGAUGCCGUCUCCUCCGCCUACCACCGCACUCUUUUGGUAUCCAUGGCGCGGUACCAUGUGCAGCAGCCGGCUACAACACAACUCAUCCUGCGUGACUGGGUGGCGCGGUGGAAGACGUCGUCGUCUGAGAAAGAUGUGCUGGUGCUCUUGGAGGCUUCCACGUCUCUGGCUGCGCCCGGCACCGAGCCGGAAGGCUUGAAGGAGCUGAUUGAUCGUCUCACGUUCCUUGCCCCGACGAUGGAUCUGUGGCACGUCGAUCACGUGAUGGAUCUCUUGUCCGCUGUGCCGAUGCACCUGAGCACCGACUGCAUGCGCAUCUUACUCACACGACUCGAGAACGAGUCUGGGAAGCUGUCCGUGGGGCAGCUGAAGUUUGUUCUCCACCUCCUAUCUACCUACCCGCCAGCUAAAGGUCAGGUCGCGGUGGUGUCUCUCGCGUACGCGUGUGCCGUGCGUGCGACGGCCAUGGACGCGGAGACGCUGGGGAGUGUUCUCACCUCGCUCGCCACGCUGCAGCUCUUCACCGACGACUUCUUCACCAUUGCGCACGUCUUACAGACCCAAAAAGGCGGCAUGCGCAGCUUUGCGCAGGUGCAGGCGCUGUUCGACUGCUGCACGGCGGAGAUGGCGGCGCUGCCGCAAGGCUUGGGCAUGCUCACGAGCGUGAUCUGCACCGUUGCACCGGCCUUGAACGAUGAGGAACUGUCUCACUGCCGCAAGGCGCUUGUGAAACUGGGCGUCACGGACCGCGAAGUGCUGCAGAAGAUAUUUGCCAACGCGAAGCGCGCUCAACGGGCUCCGGCGAACUCCUCCUCAUCGCGCAAGCGUCGCGGUGGCUACCACGACCCCAUGGCUGAUCUGCUGUAA